Messenger RNA from Benincasa hispida (wax gourd), 888 nucleotides. The record is from RefSeq and is a predicted model, not a curated record. Lineage: Eukaryota; Viridiplantae; Streptophyta; Magnoliopsida; Cucurbitales; Cucurbitaceae.
UAUUAUUACUUUUAAAAAAUGCUGCAUUGAUCUUGAGAAAAGCGAGUGCUAAUUCUCCACGUUACGCUUUCCGCCAACUAGGUUCGUUGGCGUUGUUCAUCUUCCUGCACGCAACAUUUCCGCCAUUUUCCCCUCAGUUUUCUCGUCGGAGAGGCCUCUCCAGGUUACCGUCCAUGGCGUCGAAGCGGAUCCUGAAAGAGCUCAAGGAUCUCCAGAAAGAUCCUCCUACUUCCUGUAGCGCUGGUCCUGUGGCUGAAGAUAUAUUUCAUUGGCAAGCAACAAUAAUGGGCCCUCCAGACAGUCCUUAUGCAGGAGGGGUUUUUCUAAUUACUAUUCACUUCCCUCCCGAUUAUCCAUUCAAGCCUCCCAAGGUUGCUUUCAGGACAAAGGUUUUCCACCCAAACAUCAACAGUAAUGGUAGUAUUUGUCUGGACAUCUUGAAAGAGCAAUGGAGUCCAGCUUUGACUAUAUCAAAGCCAUGCUGCUUUUGUCAUCAAAAUCUUGAUGGGGAAGGAGAGGAUAGGUGACAGCAUGAUAUUCUGGUUAGAUUUCAAUUUUUAUGAAGUUAGUACUGUAAACUUACAAAGGUUACUUAGCAUUUAAGGGAUGCAUGUGUAUCAGUGGUCGCUGUCCAGUGUUGACAUGGGAAGCCUGGUCUAUAAUUCUGAGAGAGUCUAUUUCCCUCUGCUAAAAAUCCAGACACCUUUUUAAGAUUUGGAUGGUGUGCUGCAUCUUAUUUUAGAAUAUUGUGAUCAUUGUCUACUCUGCAGUGUCUUGGCAAACAUUAUUGAUACUCUGUCAACCAUUUUCUGCAUAACAAUUUCACUAUUUUCCUAGCUUUGAUUAAUGCCACAUGCAGUUUUUAAGUGGUUGGGAAGGGUUCUUGUU